Messenger RNA from Cyanidioschyzon merolae strain 10D, 369 nucleotides. RefSeq lists its product as hypothetical. Bases 1 to 369 code for a protein of 122 amino acids. Lineage: Eukaryota; Rhodophyta; Bangiophyceae; Cyanidiales; Cyanidiaceae. The record is from RefSeq and is a predicted model, not a curated record. The transcript has a single exon.
AUGCCUUUACGUGGAACAGAAUUCGCUUUGGAGGGUAACAAGAGUGGGGCGGUAUCCCCGAGGCAGCCCGCAAAAGUAACGCCAAGCUUGAACGAGCGCUUUUCUCAGAGCGCUGACUCCAAGAGAAAGGCAAAGAAAAAGCGUCGUCCGACCAAGUCGAAGGCUGGUGUCCAAAGCCAUGUCAUCGAAAAGCCACGAAAAGUUCAGAAAGAAAAGAAACCACGGCGCGGCAAGGAUGGGACUCCGCGCUCCGAGCGCAAAGGUCGAAAACGUCAACAGAAAGAAGCGAAAACCACCAAAUCAACAGCGGAACUCGAUAUGGAAAUCGAACGCUAUAUGCAAGAGAAUUCGGCGGUUACUCCAAGUUAA